UAUACAAUACAUAUUGCAGGUAUGACACGUGAGGUUAUUUUCGUUCUCCAUAUCAUUCAUUUUUACUAUAAACCUUUGGUAGUCGGAAGCAACGAUGUGCGUUUAUUCUUGCAUCUUCAUCGUCAGACCGUCCUCUGUUUUCUCAUUCUUCCACGAAAUUUGCACGUCAUGAGAUCUGGUUUUCGUUGUCCUAUAAUUCGAGAAAUCCGCCAGUGGUGACUUUUGAAGACGUUGCGUUGUAAUCCUUACGCGACGCCGCCGUCAGGCGAUAAUCUCUAUCGCAUAUUCGCCGUUUUCGAUUACUUGACGAUCUCUGCGUCUUGAGAUCUGUAGAGCACUUGCCAAAUUAACUGACUCCACAGCCAUUCAGCAUCCCUCGCGUCACUAUCAAAGAAUAUAAUGGCGACCACACAGCAAUUGAACAGAAGUAGAACACUAAGGAAACUUGAGAAGCCCAGACCUCUGAAGCUUACACAGCAUCGCCAUACGACCGUCGACGGGCGGAUCACGACUGUCGAGGAGAUAGUUUCCUUGAUCGACAAUGUUGCGAUACAUCUAUCGAAUGGCUACUUCGACAGAACUCUGCAGAUGAACGUCAUCACGAUGUGCAAUCACCUCAAGCUCCAUGCACACCAAUUGGAAGCUAUUUACAAGGAUCAACUUGACAGAGCUUUUGUCGCUAUCAGAAACGGUAGUCAAGAUGAAAGGCUUGACGUCACGACUAGAGUUCACUUGCUGGAACUGAUUGAACUCAGAGCAAAACAAUGGCGUCACACAGACGCGAUGGAUUCCUAUUAUUGCCACAAACUUUCCCACCUUGACAGUCAAGGAGAUGUGCCGCUGACCCCAGAUACGCCCACAAACUUGUUGACCUCUAACUUGAUGCCAAUGCCAUCACCGACCGCUCCGCCAAUCCUCGGACCCGGCGAAGUUAUAAAGAACAGCGGUAAAUUUUCGAAACCGACCCGCAUACCUGGAAAAAAUUACUGCAAGGAUGAAGUUGUGAUACGCAACAGCGACUCUGGGAAAGUGAUGGGAAUAAAGGGGAGACGAGUUCACAUGAUUGAGGAGCUCAGCGAGACAAUCAUCUCCUUCCAGCGAGUGAACCCUGGAGCCAAAGAACGACUUGUCCAAAUAACCGGAACCUCCGAGGACAAGAUAAACUACGCUAAGGACCUUAUAAAAGAUACUAUACAGCGAAACGCAUCCCCGGUGAGGCUGGAGCAGGGUGGAAGCGACAAGAGUGGAAUAGGCGGAUCCAGCUCUUCGCUGAACAGCAGCGCGUCAGACGAGAGCAACAGGCUUCAGCAGCAGCAGCAGCAAGCCUCCCGUUUCCGCUCCACCCUGCUCCACAGUUUUUCCACCAACGACGCCAGCAUUGGCGAGUACAAAUAUACAGUCACAGUUGACAACCAUUCCCUCAAGAUCACUGGAUCUAAUCUUGAUCUCGUUAAGACCGCUAAACUGGUACUUGAGGAAUAUUUUUCUGGUGAUUCUGAACACUUUGCCAGUGGCGUUGAAUACUUCAGUUUCGAGGAGGAACCAGCUUACGCUCCCGUUACUCCGACGACUCUGCACACUCCAAUUACUCCAGGCGGAUUGAACACUGUCGGUCGUAAACUGAGCCUAGACAGUGCAGCUACUUCAGAAAGUGAGGAAACGUACAAACCUCGUCCCAAUUCCCAGCUCAGUCCCGCUGCUGCAGUCGAGAGCAGAGAGCUCACGUACGAGUUUCUGCUGCAGUGCUCCGCAGGCCCGUAUGCAAAACGAGCUCCGGCCGAUUGGGCUAGAAUCCAAAAGGACUGUCCGAGCAUUGUUAGAAAGGUACAACAACAACAACAACAGCAACAACAAGAACAACGCGACAACAACUACGACAAUCACUAUUCAUUGUCAAACUGCUCAAUAAUCGCACCGCAUUCUGACGCUAACAAUCGCUAUAACAAUCAAAAUGUAGCUUAUCACUUCGACAAUAAUCAACAGAACAACUGCAGGUGGUUUGAAAAUCGCAAUUCUCAUUCAGCCACGAUUGCAGUUCGUCAGUACUGAAUUAAAAUACGCGGGACACUGAUUCGGUAAUGGAGAGGGAAUAACAAACUACUAACAUAGCUCGAUAUUAACCAUUAACAAUUAUCCUAACAAUGUGCAAAAUGUUUUUUUUUUCUAUUCUUGAAGAAAAAGAAUUCCUAAAGAACUUUGCUCAGAGAUUGAAGGUAACAUUUUUUUUUUCUUUGGCAAUGAAAUUAGGCCUUUGUCCUUAAUUACUUAGCCACGAAUCGAGUUCUUGGCAGUUUCUUUCAUUGCCUAUAAUUCGAUAACUGUGUAUGUCAAUAAGUUGAAACAAGAUUCAAAAUAAAGUUUAAAGUUUUAGCUUUAUUUUGAAAUCUUUAAGAAAACUCUGGCGUAUUCAGUCUUUGACUUAUGAGAUGAUUCAAAUAUGUUUUUAAGAACUCGUGUAUAGGACUAUUUUUCAGCUAAAACUCGGAAGUUGAUUAGUUGAGGAUUUUGAACGAAGUGAUAAAUAAACCGUAAAGUCUUGAGUAUCGUUUUGAGCUUCGUUCAAAAUUUCUGACAGAUUUGGAUUCCAGUUUAUGGUCUAUCAGAUAGAUGAAAUACUUGUUACAAAAAUUUUGCGCUUAUACAACCCUAAUUUCAUCUCCGAUUGUUUUUUUUUUCCUUCUGAAUUUUGUCAACCUGCUCAAUUUUUACUGGUUUAAAUUAUGGCAAGUUGGUUUGAAAAAUGCAAUAUUUGUACGUCAUUUUUAAGGCGAUAAUCAAUCAGACGGGAGAAAUAAGACAAAGAAGAAAGGACCUAUGAGAAGAUUAUAAAAGUGGUUUGUGUUUAAUUAGAGGAUUUAUUAUCGACAAGGAAAAUCGUCGAAAAGAACAAAAAUCUAAGCCAUAGAAGAGUGUUACAUAUAUUACGGUAUAUUGGAAUUGCAUUGAUUGCAUUUCAUAUAAUUCUUUCGGUUCGUUAUUAUUA
Messenger RNA from Diprion similis, 2983 nucleotides. RefSeq names its product eukaryotic translation initiation factor 4E-binding protein Mextli (gene mxt). Gene Ontology annotation, biological process: regulation of formation of translation initiation ternary complex; positive regulation of translation. The record is from RefSeq and is a predicted model, not a curated record. Gene Ontology annotation, cellular component: RNA cap binding complex; cytoplasm. Bases 400 to 2049 code for a protein of 549 amino acids. Lineage: Eukaryota; Metazoa; Arthropoda; Insecta; Hymenoptera; Diprionidae. Gene Ontology annotation, molecular function: eukaryotic initiation factor 4E binding; RNA binding; translation initiation factor activity. The transcript has 10 exons.